Lactuca virosa is the source of this 864-nucleotide messenger RNA. NCBI's taxonomy places the organism in Eukaryota, Viridiplantae, Streptophyta, Magnoliopsida, Asterales, Asteraceae. The record is from the annotation of a GenBank genome assembly.
AUGGAGUUCAAAACUAUAACUCCUUAUGCAAGAGAUAGAACUCCAGAGCUUUACUUAUGGGCAAUCGCUAUAUUUUCGGAGCCUCAUUAUUCUCAUUCUAGAAUCAUACUAGCAAAAAUGGCACAACUAAUUUUGGUGUUAGAUGACAUAUAUGAUGCAUAUGGUACUAUUGAGGAGCUUCGACUUCUAACUGGUGCCAUAAACAGUUGGGAAAUUAAUGUUAUGGAACAACUUCCGGAAUAUAUUAAACCACUUUACAACAUUCUCUUGAACGAGAGAAGAGAAAACAGGGUUUAUGCUACAAAACAAGCAUUUCAAAAGCUAGCUCGAGGUUACCUACAAGAGGCUGAGUGGAGAUAUCAUAGACAAGUGUCCUCAUUCCAAGAGUAUUUGAAGAAUGGAUUAAUUACUUCUACAUAUGAUGUUUUUACAAAAUCUUCUUUAAUGGUUAUGGGAGAUAUCGUCUGCGAAGAGGUUUUGGCUUGGUAUGAAAGCCGUCCAAAUAUUGGUGAAUCUACAAAGUUACUUGGAAGACUUUAUAAUGAUGUUACAACUUUCCAGUUUGAGGGAGAAAGAGCACAACAAGUCGAAUCAGUACAUACAUAUAUGAAGACUUUCGGGGUGCCAGAAAAUGUAGCUGUUCAUGAACUUAAGAAAAUGAUUGAAAACGAGUGGAAAGAUAUCAAUGAGGGAUGUCUUAAGCCAACCGAAGUUUCAAUGGAGCUUCUUGCACCAAUUCUUAAUCUUGCUAGAAUGACAGAUAUGGUAUAUAGGUACAACGACAAGUUCACUUUUCCUGAAAAGACGACUAUGGAGUACGUUAAUUUAUUAUUCAUAGAUUCUGUUCCUAAUCCAAACUAUUAA